Molecule: messenger RNA, 1866 nt
Organism: Kockovaella imperatae
Lineage: Eukaryota; Fungi; Basidiomycota; Tremellomycetes; Tremellales; Cuniculitremaceae
Exons: 16
Coding region: 18-1814 (598 amino acids)
Biological process (GO): DNA-templated transcription; regulation of DNA-templated transcription
Cellular component (GO): nucleus
Molecular function (GO): zinc ion binding; transcription cis-regulatory region binding; DNA-binding transcription factor activity, RNA polymerase II-specific
Source: RefSeq, a predicted model, not a curated record
ACAGUCUUCACUCAAACAUGCACAGACGAGAGCCAUUGCGCAGACGGCUGGCGUGCACCAACUGUCGAACAGUCAAGUCUCGCUGCGUUCCUGUCCCCGACUCAGGCACAUCCUGUCAAAGAUGCGUUGAAAACGGUCUGACCUGCCAGUAUCCGGCGCGACGACGCCGAGGCGAAAUCUCGCCUCGAGGCUCGGCGCGACAAGAGCCCAAAGAUCCGCCGUCGCAACCAGCAGAGCGUGUUGUGGCUUAUCCACCGGAUCGACUUCGUGCGAGAACUUCGGGACCGAGUCAGUGGCAGAGUCCAACGACAUCGCUUCGCGAGUGGGCUCGGGUGUCAGAUACCCAACAGAGUCCUGCUCGAUCCAAUGUGACGGCAAGCGGGAUCAACCGCCAUGUCGAUGUGGACAUGUCCGGCCAGCUAGACCCAUUCCACGCGAAGGCCGGAAAGACCACUGGACAACGCGUAGAGCAGCAUACGGCGACCUUGUCGGACUAUCAAGAUCCUGUCGCGUGCCAUCUCCUCAGUGCAGUCGAAGCGGGCGUCUUGUUCAUCUCUUUCAUGGAGCGACUCAAUCCUAUGGUGGGGCUCCUGGACCCGGCAAUCCACGAUUUCUCGUCUAUGCGGAGGUCGUCACUGCUCUUCACCACCAUCAUGGCAGCUGCAGCUAAAUUCUUUCGCAAGGAGCUAUACGACGCUCUCAUCAGCCACUGCCAGACGCUCUUGCUUCGGUCAAUCUUUGCAGGUCAUUGCUCCAUCGAUCUGGUCCAAUCACUCAUCCUCUUGGUGUUCUGGAAGACACCAGUGGACAAGUCAGCAUGGGUCAAUAUCGGCAUCGCAGUGAGGCUGUCUCAUCAGCUCGGUCUACAUAUUCCUAGACAGGAGCCGCUACCAGCGGACCCCGAGGAGGCGGCACUGGUACGAGACAGGGAGAGGACGUGGUUCUGCUUGUCUUGCAUGGACGGAACCUAUUCUGACAUUUUUGGACUCCCCCAUACGAUAUCUGAGGAUCAGUUCAUGAAUGCCGCCGUUUGGGUUCAAGAAGCCACGGAUAGUUCUCGGUCCAUCGACCUGCACUUGGCAAGCUCGAUAGAGCUUGCUGGGAGCCACCUCAUGCUUGUCAAAAUCAAACGAGAGGCGCAUCUCAUCAAUCGUGAUCUCAAAAAACCCAUACUACUGCAGAUACGAAAGGACUAUUCUGAGCACAUUGAAAAGUGGUUUGAGAAGGAAUCGGCGAUGAGCUCCACGGAACGGGCCUUUCUCAAAUGGUACGAUAUCCGAGCCUUGAUAGAUGUCUACUUUUUGCUGCUCGACGGGUCCUUGUCAAGCGAAGACGCCGCACGCAGACAGGAGAUUGUCGAUCUGGUGCACCGGCUAGCCGAACAGACAAGUGUCUUGGGUGAUUCGGAAGACCUGGUUUUCCUGCAGGACACUGCAGCUGUCCAGCUCUCUACACUCGGUUCACUCUUGCUCGACUCAUUCUCCUCCUUCCUCCCCCACCAAAAGGCCUCCAUCUUUCGAGAUCUAUCCAUGAUACAGCAAUGCUGUGCGAUGGACCGGACCGGUGACCAAACCUUGCCCGUGGCAUUUGUCGCGCGUUUCCUCGGCAAGGUCACGGCGCAAUUGUCCGGAAGCCUUACGUUGGAUAUUCCUUCGGAAGCAGAGUCGGGGCUGGGCGUUUUAGAGUUCAUCGAUCCCGCAGGACCGGAGAUGGACAUUGUGCCGUCCGAUUUCGACGACGUGCUGCCAGACCCAGAUGGGCAGUAUUGGUCCUCGUUAUUUGUGUCCCCAACUGUUGUUCUUGGCCCUCGUUAAUUCGGUCUAAUUAUAGCCCGAAUUGACGCAUGUAAUCUGCCUGAAAUUAAGC